UUUAUAUUUGCCAUCACCCACUAUCUUCCUCAGUUGUUGUUGUUAUUUGUCUAAACUCACUAAGAAUUGUUGUAAAGGGUCAAGUCAACUUGUACUCUAGGAUAAGUAGGAGCCUGUCUCCCAACAAUAGCUAACUCUGAAACUAAACUAGCCUGUCUAGUUCUUAGUCUAUACAAGAAAGAGCUCAACAACUAUAGUCCCAAAGAACACCUGCCAACAAAAUGUCCAGCAAACUGACAAUUACAGAUCUUCAGUGGAUAGCAACAGAGCUGCUACUAGCUAAAAACAAAUGGCAGGAUAUAGGAUUGGCACUAGGUCUUGCAGAUCACGACAUAGAGGGAAUAGACGGCAUAAACCCCCAAAAAGGACUAACAAAAAUGCUGUCUACUGUUCUCCAAAGGAGAGCUGAUCUCACCUGGGAAAAAAUUAUUGCCGUCUUAAAAACCCCAUUAGUAUCACAAGAUGCUCUAGCAGACAAACUAGAAUUAAACCCAAAAAUAGGCAAGCCAAAGGGUCAAGGAGCCUCAAAGAAGCCAGAACUGAUUCAAAAAGACUCAAGCUCUAAAGCUAAAUAUGACUCCAUUGAUGGUGUACCAAACAAAGACCCUGAAUUAAACCCAAAAAUAGGCAAGCCAAAGGGUCAAGGAGCCUCAAAGAUGCCAGAACUGAUUCAAAAAGACUCAAGCUCUAAAGCUAAAUAUGACUCCAUUGAUGGUGUACCAAACAAAGACCCUGAUAUGAGUCCACAACCAUAUGCAAUGAAAAAUCGACAAGCUCUGAUCAUCAACAUCAUCCAGUACAAUGAAGAAAUGAAAACGAGACUCGGCUCAAACAAAGACAAAGAUGCACUGGAAGAAACGUUAAAAAUGCUGGGAUACACUGUGCAUAUUGAAACAGACCUAAAACGCGAUGAGAUAAUUCCAAAAGUUCUCGAACAUGCAGAAAAAGACAAACACUGCGACAGUUUUAUCUGCUGCAUCUUGGCACACGGUAAUCAGGGUGUGGUAUAUGGGUCCGAUGGAGAGAAAUUAGAGAUAAAAGACAUUUCAAAGGCACUUAACGAGGUAACACAAUUGAGAGGAAACCCGAAAAUAUUUUUCUUUCAAGCUUGUCAGGGAAGUGAUAUUCCAAUAGCUCUGGCCGAGGUUGAUGAUUGGUCCAGUACAAGCAGUGCUAAGCCUAUAGAAAUAGAUGCAGCCAUUCCGAAACUGCCUCGAGAUAGCGAUUUCUUCUACGGCUGUGCAUCGUCUUUUGAAACUGCCUCCAUGCGAGACACUAACGAAGGCUCACUGUACAUACAGGCCCUUUGCCGAGUCUUGAAGAGCAAGUACCAAGAAGAAGAUCUUCUAACCAUGGUUACCAGGGCCCACUAUCUAGUUGCUGAGGAUGAACGACAACUUAAAAAAGGGAAAAAAUAUGUCUACUACCAACAGCAACCACAGCUAGUAUCCACCUUAAGGAAGCAAGUGCACUUUUAGUACGUAUAGAACACACAGAUGUAGCAACGUAAGAAAUGCUUAGCACAUGUAUAUACAUGCAUGUACAGUAAUAUAAUUAUAGUUUUAUAAUUACACUCACAUUUGUUAAUUUGUACAUGUAGUUUCCUUCUCAAUCAAAUUACUGAAAA
Halichondria panicea is the source of this 1627-nucleotide messenger RNA. RefSeq names its product caspase-3-like. NCBI's taxonomy places the organism in Eukaryota, Metazoa, Porifera, Demospongiae, Suberitida, Halichondriidae. The record is from RefSeq and is a predicted model, not a curated record. Gene Ontology annotation, molecular function: cysteine-type endopeptidase activity. Gene Ontology annotation, biological process: proteolysis. The transcript has 9 exons. Bases 222 to 1478 code for a protein of 418 amino acids.